ACGUCACCCUUGACGUCACACACACAGGAACACAACAAUGGCGGAUGCCAAUGCGGCGGUCCUGCUCGUGACAGUGUCGCUGGUCCUGCUGGGGCUAGUGGCCGGCCUGAGCUGGUCCUGGGCGCUGCUGCCCGUCGGUGUGGUCGUGUUCAUUUUCAUCUUGGCGCGCGGCCUGAAGUCACGCGACGAAUUCGCGCACCUGAACGUCUGCGUGCUCGUGCUCGGGGACCUGGGACGCAGCCCGCGCAUGCAGUAUCACGCGCUGUCUCUCAGCAAACACGGCUACAAUGUCACCUUUAUCGGCUUCCUCGGCACUAAACCUCAUCAGGAUAUUCUUGAGGACGACCGGAUCGACAUCCUUCCCAUUGUGGAGCAUAAAGGCCUCCCAUACGGUCCUAAAAUCCUCCGAUAUGUCACCAAGGUGGUCUCGCAGUCCCUGCAGCUCCUGUACGUCUUAAUGAAGCUGGACGAUCAGGCGUUUAUUCUCCUGCAGAACCCUCCGGGAUUGCCGAGCAUCGCGGUGGUGUGGCUGGCCAGCCGGUUGAUCGGCGCUCAGUUUGUGAUCGACUGGCACAAUUACGGCUACUCCAUCAUGGCGCUGAGUCACGGCGAGGACCAUCCCAUCGUCAUGCUGGCGAAAUGGUAUGAGAAAUUUUUUGGACGCUUCGCCGAUCACAACCUUUGCGUCACGGAUGCCAUGAGGCGUGAUCUUCAGAAGAACUGGAACAUUCGGGCGUCGACUUUAUACGACAAGCCGCCGUCGAUAUUCCGAGAAACGCCUCCGAAGCUUCGCCACGAGCUCUUCAUUCGCAUGGCCAGCGCUUACCCACAAUUCCGAGCGUGUUCUGAAAACACAGAGAGCACAGAGCUGACCGCGUUUACCGAACGAAACACUCAAACCGGGGAGGUGAUGCUUGGAGCUGGACGUCCUGCUCUUCUGAUCAGCAGCACCAGCUGGACCGAGGAUGAAGAUUUCUCAGUUCUUUUAAAGGCGCUCGAAGAUUACGAAGGGUUCGUAGAAGCAGGGGAACGUCUCCCAUCACUCGUCUGCGCCAUCACAGGUAAAGGUCCUCAGAAGGAGUAUUACGAGAAGAUCAUCAGCUCAAAAGAGUUGAAACACGUUAAGAUCUGCACUCCGUGGAUGGAAGCCGAGGAUUAUCCCGUUCUUCUUGGUUCGGCCGAUCUCGGCGUCUGCCUGCACAAGUCCUCCAGCGGUCUGGACCUGCCCAUGAAAGUGGUGGACAUGUUCGGUUGUUGUCUUCCUGUGUGCGCCGUACACUUCCACUGUUUGGACGAGUUGGUGAAGCACGAGGAGAACGGCCUGAUCUUCAAGGACGCCACCGAGCUGUCGGAGCAGCUGAAGCUGCUGUUCAAGGACUUCCCUAAUGACCAGGGGAAGCUGAGCGUCUUCCGAAGGAACCUCAGAGAGAGUGUGCAGCAACGCUGGGACGAAAACUGGGACCAAAUCACCCUGCCGCUGUUUAAGGAACACAAUGACUGACCAGUAGCAUAAAUAAUAAUAAUAAUUGUAAUAAUAAUAAUAAGAAGAGGAAGUUGAUGAGGGCACAGGGAUUCGUACAGGGUAAACAUGAACAUUUCGUUUUUGUUUUUUCUUUCUGUCAUUCCAUUAGCUCCAUCGGAUGAAACUUGAACAUGAAGCAAAAAGCACACUUUGUGUAAAUACGAUGUAAAUAGGCACUUUAUUACGUUUUUCUUUUUGUGAAGUCAGUCAGCAGCGAGCACGUUGAUGAUUUCUAUAGAAGAGACUCUGUCGUACGGGAAGACUUGCGUGACAGGAUUCGUAACGGUGACGUGUUUUAAUCCAGCCUUUUCUGCACAGAGAAGAAGAUGAAGCAGAAGAAGAAAUCACUGUUACUGUUAGUUAGCGUUACUGAUACUAUCUUGACGAUUGCCUGUCAGUGUUGUUCACUCAUUAUCCGUGUUACGUGUUAUGAAAUGGACAAAAAAUACUGACAUUAAACUCACCCAGUUCCUCCUUGAAGCUCGUGUAAGUUCCUGGGUUGCGGAUCGUCGAGGAGAUGUAAACCUCCGGAGCCUUUUUCGGAAUCUUUACGAGUUUCUCUAGUAGUCUGACCAGACAGCCGAUGAUCUCGGGAUCGUACACCACGUCUGUAUUUAGUGAAAGAAUUUUAGGAUACUGUAUAAUCACCGUCCACUUUAUUGGGAACAUAAUACACACCUGCUCAUUCAUGCAGCCAGUCAGGUGCCAGAAACAGAAUGUAAAAAAUCAAAACUUCUGUUAGAGAAGUUUGAGGUCUGAGAUGCCAGGAAGGAUGUCGUAACUCUUGUAAUCACUCUAUACAACUGUGGUGAGCAGAAAAGCAUCUCUUACUGAAUCUCAUGUGAUCAAGUGUUUCUAUUA
Molecule: messenger RNA, 2383 nt
Organism: Hemibagrus wyckioides
Lineage: Eukaryota; Metazoa; Chordata; Actinopteri; Siluriformes; Bagridae
Gene: alg1
Product: ALG1 chitobiosyldiphosphodolichol beta-mannosyltransferase
Exons: 13
Coding region: 38-1501 (487 amino acids)
Cellular component (GO): endoplasmic reticulum
Molecular function (GO): mannosyltransferase activity
Source: RefSeq, a predicted model, not a curated record